Molecule: messenger RNA, 3657 nt
Organism: Arvicanthis niloticus (Nile rat)
Lineage: Eukaryota; Metazoa; Chordata; Mammalia; Rodentia; Muridae
Product: amine oxidase [flavin-containing] A
Cellular component (GO): mitochondrion
Molecular function (GO): primary methylamine oxidase activity; flavin adenine dinucleotide binding
Source: RefSeq, a predicted model, not a curated record
UCCCCUAACAGUCGCACUACAGCGCGCUCCGCCUUCAGAGCUCAGCUCCCCCCCACUAUGGGUAGAUUCAUCAGCUCCGCCCUCGGAUUCCAGUCAAUGGGCGGUACAAGGGUCUGUUCCACCCUGGGCGGUCCCCCCUUUUAAACCCGAGUCUCGGGAGAAUUUCACCCAAACCAUGACGGAUCUGGAGAAGCCCAAUAAAGGCCACAUGUUCGACGUAGUCGUGAUUGGAGGCGGCAUCUCAGGAUUGGCUGCUGCCAAACUAUUGUCCGAAUACAAAAUUAAUGUCUUGGUUUUGGAAGCCCGGGAUAGAGUUGGAGGGAGAACAUAUACUGUGAGGAAUGAGCAUGUUCAAUGGGUAGAUGUUGGUGGAGCCUAUGUGGGACCAACCCAGAACAGAAUCUUACGCUUGUCUAAGGAGCUAGGCAUAGAGACCUAUAAAGUGAAUGUUAAUGAGCGUCUAGUUCAAUAUGUCAAGGGGAAAUCUUACCCAUUUCGUGGUGCAUUUCCACCUGUGUGGAACCCCUUGGCAUAUUUGGAUUACAACAACCUGUGGAGGACAAUGGAUGAAAUGGGAAAAGAGAUCCCCGUUGAUGCACCGUGGCAAGCAAGACAUGCUGAGGAAUGGGACAUGAUGACCAUGAAAGAUCUCAUUGAUAAAAUCUGUUGGACAAAAACUGCUCGGGAAUUUGCUUAUCUUUUCGUGAACAUUAAUGUGACUUCUGAGCCUCAUGAGGUAUCUGCCUUGUGGUUCUUGUGGUAUGUGAGGCAGUGUGGGGGCACCUCUCGGAUAUUUUCAGUCACCAAUGGCGGCCAGGAACGGAAAUUUGUAGGUGGAUCUGGCCAAGUAAGUGAACGGAUAAUGGUCCUCCUUGGGGAUAAAGUGAAGCUGAGCUCUCCUGUUACUUAUAUCGACCAAACAGAUGACAACAUCAUUGUAGAAACACUGAAUCAUGAACACUAUGAGUGCAAAUAUGUAAUUAGUGCCAUCCCACCAGUUUUGACUGCCAAGAUCCACUUUAAACCAGAGCUUCCACCUGAGAGAAAUCAGUUAAUUCAGCGUCUUCCAAUGGGGGCUGUCAUCAAGUGCAUGGUGUAUUACCAAGAAGCCUUCUGGAAGAAAAAGGACUAUUGUGGCUGCAUGAUCAUUGAAGAUGAGGAGGCUCCAAUUUCAAUCACUCUGGAUGACACUAAACCAGAUGGGUCACUGCCUGCCAUCAUGGGCUUCAUACUUGCCCGGAAAGCUGAUCGACUUGCUAAACUACAUAAAGACUUAAGGAAGAAGAAAAUCUGUGAGCUGUAUGCCAAAGUUCUGGGAUCUCAAGAAGCUUUAUAUCCAGUCCAUUAUGAAGAGAAGAACUGGUGUGAGGAGCAGUACUCCGGGGGCUGCUAUACAGCCUACUUCCCUCCUGGCAUCAUGACCCAGUAUGGAAGGGUGAUUCGCCAGCCAGUAGGCAGGAUUUACUUUGCAGGCACAGAGACAGCAACACAGUGGAGUGGCUACAUGGAAGGAGCAGUUGAAGCUGGAGAACGGGCAGCUAGAGAGGUCUUGAAUGCUCUAGGAAAAGUUGACAAGAAGGAUAUAUGGGUUCAAGAGCCUGAGUCCAAGGAUGUUCCAGCCCUUGAAAUGACCUACACCUUCUUAGAGAGGAACCUGCCUUCCGUACCUGGUCUGCUCAAGAUCACUGGGUUUUCCACUUCUGUGGCUCUUCUCUGCUUUGUAUUGUACAAGUUUAAACAGCCCCGAUUCUGAAGUUUUCACCCUCAGGCCUCCUGCUUGAUCAUCCUUAGCAAGAUCAGCAUGUAAAAGAAAGUGUGGAUGAAUUACAGCCUGUGUUUGGGGCCAUUUAAGUGCACUUGAUUUAACCCUCAUCAUUUUAAUUUCAUUCUUUGUAAAGUGAUUACAAAUCACUAGCUAAUUUCCCUAAGAACAAAUUUCAUCCUGUUUGUUAGACUAAUUUGUGUUGGUUGAUAGAAUAAAAUGUUGAGUGCUUAAUUUCAAAAGGUGAAGUGCUUAUGAGGAAUAAUUUCUGGGUUCUGUUUUUUUUUCUUUUUGCCUUUAAUACAUUUUGUAUUAAUAAUACAAUUAAUAGGUAAUGGUUUCAGAAAUAAAACACUUGACUUACUGUGACUUUUUGUGUAGCAUCCAAGGUGUAAGAUGUACAGACGAAAAUAUUGGCUGUUCCCUAGGUAUCCUCACUGGCUAGUUCCAUGUGAGAUACACUACAAUAGGCACUUCUUCUCUGGACUGUAUCUAGACAUGCAUUGAUCCUUGUCAGUAAUAUUCUGGGCUGAUUUAAGGAAAGUAGCAUUAUUUUAAUGUGGUCCCUGUCUGUUUGAUCAUAGAAUUCUAUUUCAGCCUACUACCUGUGUCUUCAACAUGACAAAAGAUUUGUCUUAGUUGAUAGUAUACCAUGUUUUCUCAAGUGCCAAAGUACAUAUGAAAUUUUCUCUAUUUGUCGAUUCAGUCAAAUACAGAAAUGAAAUUAGGGCUCUAUGUGUUAACAUGACUUGCUUUAAUUAUUAGGUUUUACAACAGACAUUAAAUUUAUAUAUGCAGACUGGGUUCUCUAUCUUAGGAGUGUUGAGGGUCCAGAAUGGUGCCUGUCUUUUCUCUUUCUCAUCUGAAAAACUGUCAAUUAAAAAAAACUUUCCAAAGGUUUUAACCACAAAGCACUUCUUUUAAAAAAAUGUAAACAUAUUUUUUAUUUAAGAAGAAUCAUACCAGCAUAUGCUGGCCAACCCAAGUUUAUUAUACAAGCUCUGUCCUAAAUGUAAAUUUAAGCCUCUAGAUGCUAAUGUGAGGACUUAGGGUCUUUAAAGUUUUGCCCAAAGGAAGAGCAAAGAUCUAGAUUUUCUAUCCUGCUCUAUCUUGUAAUUCAAAAGCAUUUUAACUAACUUAAAAGAUUCAGUGAUGUUUUAGAUCUUCUCCAGUCCAUAAGGAGUUGCCUCAAUUCAUAUCAAACUGCAGCGAGAACUCUCAGUACUAAUCUGUUCCAGUUGUGUGUAUUAACGUAGUCUCGACUCAUCUUGAAAUGAUUUAAAUGCCUAAAUUGGCAAGAGGUCUAAAAGUAUUCAUUAUUAAAGUAUUAAAGUAUUGUUAACAUUGAACUGUUGGAUAUUGAAAACCUCCUGAGUUUGCAGUUUACUCCCCUCUGCUUCUUAGAAAAUCAAUUAAUCUAGCCUAAUGAUAUCAACCAUAUUAAGCUACAGCUUGGGUAUUAAAAGGAUUUUCAGUAUAGAUGUGCUUAGACAUGUAAUGGGAGUUGAGAAACACUAUAUGUGAGGUUGUCUACCACAAAGUUAAUGUGGUUCUUUGAAACAGAAACAAAUGACAUUUCAAGAGAUUGACAAUCCCCUUCAUAGAUAUGAAGGCCAGUUGGCCUUUCUCCAUAGUUAGGAUGAGAAUUGGUUUUUAAAAAGUACACCUUUUGUCAUAGCUGUUAAAUAUGGUCUCAUAUUACACCAAAAAAACCCCUAAACUUUAAUGUUUUGUUUGAUGGUUGUGAACUUGUUACUUAAUGUUCCAUGUCUAAAGUUGGUCCUAGAGCUACAUAUGGGCAUAUGUAUAUGAUUUGCCACUGAAGUAAGAUAUUGUCUGUGUGGUACUGAGUUUUGUUGUUGCUCUUAAUAAAAUAUGAUACCACCCUUCAUUUA